UUUAAAUAGUAGAUACGGCAAGUCGUUUUCGUGAUAUGCAUUGUGAUUAAAAUAUUUAUUUAUAAGAAAUAAAUUUUAUAAAAUGGUGAAGAAAAAAGUUCAAAAGAAACCACCUAGUUCUGUUGCUGAUCAAAAAGUAGUUGAAGGAACAAAUAAAGGUGGUUCUAAGAAUGUCUGUUUAUUAGUAACAUCUGUAAUAGUUCUGCUGGUUGGUCUGGCUUGCUUCCAAGUUUAUGUCAACGUGAUCGCAGUCCCAGAUUUACCAGCUAUAGAUUUCAAUGAAUGGUGGGGUCCCAACACGACCAAAUCAAAAGAUACUUCUAUAAGACCAUUUAGAGUUUUAUACAUUGAUUCUAUGCAAGAAGGUCUUCGUCGACUAUUCGACAGUUUCCGUAGACGUCCAAAGUUGAAAAGUUUAACCGAAAAUUCGAGCUAUGGCGUCCAUUCCGAUGCUUUUGGACAAUUCUUCGCGCAAUGGCAGUUUAAAUAUCCUUAUAGAGAUCGCGUGAGAUAUCUUAAUAAGUACGAACAUUUCAAAACUUAUAUACAAGGAUUGGAUAUGCAUUUUGUGCAUGUGAAGCCUAAAGUUGAUGGAAAUACAAAGGUCUUUCCAAUUCUACUUAUUCAUGGAUGGCCAAGUACUUUCAAGGACUUUUACGAUGUGAUACCAAUUUUGACCACACCGAGACCGGGAUAUGAUUUUGUCUUUGAAGUCAUCGUUCCUAGUUUGCCUGGAUAUAUUUAUUCCCAGGCCACUCAAAAACGUGGAUUGGCACCGACUCAAAUAGCUGUCAUUCUGCGGAACCUGAUGAAGAAGAUCGGUCAUGAGAAGUUCUUUAUUCAAGGUGGUGAUCUUGGUCAUAUUAUCGGAUCCCACAUGGCAACAUUAUUCCCUGACCAAGUGCUAGGCUUCCACACGAAUACGCCAAUUAAUCCUUCCAAGUUGGCUAAUUUGAUUUGGCUAGUUGGAUCCAUUUGUCCAACAUUGGUUGCUGGCGACCAUGCGGAUAAAAUGUAUCCGAUGAGUGAAAAAUUGAGUUAUUAUUUAGAAGAAUCAGGUUAUAUGCACUUACAGGGCACCAAGCCUGAUACUAUAGGAUACGUUUUACAAGAUUCUCCUGUUGGAUUAGCAGCGUAUAUGCUUGACAGAUACAUGGUGUUCUCAAAUUCUUCUUUCAAGAAUACGGAAGAAGGUGGCUUAGAUAACAUAUCCUCUAUUGAUAUGCUGGAUAAUGUGAUGCUGUACUGGAUAACAGGUUCUAUGACGUCAGCUAUGAGACUGUAUAAAGAGAGCUUUGCAAGUGAAACGGAAUUGAUUUUAGCAAGAAUCCCAACUCCUGUACCUACUUGGGCUCUCAGGUUAAAAUAUGAAUUAUACUAUCAACCGGAUUGGUUACUUAAAUUUAAAUAUCCUACAUUACUUGGUACCACCUCUUUAAAUGAUGGUGGACAUUUCGCUGCUCUAGAGAAACCUAAAGAAUUAGCAGCUGAUGUUUUCAAAGCUGUGAAAAGUUUUCUAGAUUAUAGAAAGAAAUAAAAAUUGUG
This is a messenger RNA of Papilio xuthus (Asian swallowtail), 1545 nucleotides long. It is a transcript of the gene Jheh-lp4, whose product is annotated as juvenile hormone epoxide hydrolase-like protein 4. Gene Ontology annotation, molecular function: epoxide hydrolase activity. The transcript has 7 exons. Bases 83 to 1537 code for a protein of 484 amino acids. Gene Ontology annotation, biological process: epoxide metabolic process. NCBI's taxonomy places the organism in Eukaryota, Metazoa, Arthropoda, Insecta, Lepidoptera, Papilionidae. The record is from RefSeq and is a predicted model, not a curated record.